Capsicum annuum is the source of this 1448-nucleotide messenger RNA. Its product is annotated as IST1 homolog. NCBI's taxonomy places the organism in Eukaryota, Viridiplantae, Streptophyta, Magnoliopsida, Solanales, Solanaceae. Gene Ontology annotation, biological process: protein transport. The record is from RefSeq and is a predicted model, not a curated record. The transcript has 6 exons. Bases 309 to 1280 code for a protein of 323 amino acids.
AGUUGUUUAAAAGACAAAGGUGACAUAAUAAAUUGAGAAGCUUCCCCUCCCCCAGCCCCCAGCCCCCAGCCCCCACCCCCACACAAGUAUUUCCGUUUAUUUGACUUUUUUCCCAUCAUUUACGUUCGAAACUCAUUGGAAUGAACAACAGAUAAACCUAAUAUUCAAACUCUGAUGACUCUCUUCUGUGUUUUAAAUCAUUCAUCUCUUCUCUAAAGCCACAAUCCAAUUUGUACCCAAAAAUUCUUAACAAAAUUCUGUUACAUAAGUUUUUGACUUGCCCACAAUUUUGUAGACUUUUUCCACUCAUGUCUCUGCUGAAUCAACUCUUCAACAGAGGACUUCAAGGCACAAAGUGCAAGACGUGCUUGACCUUGGCAAUCUCGCGAAUCAAAUUAUUACGAAACAAGAGAGAGGAACAGCUCAAACUUAUGCGCAAGGAGAUAGCAGAAUUUCUGCAAGCUGGCCAAGAAGCCAUAGCUCGAAUUAGGGUUGAGCAUAUUAUAUGCGAGCAAAAUGCAUGGGCUGCCUAUGAGAUUUUGGAGUUGUUCUGCGAGUUUGUUUUUGCCCGGGUCCCUAUCCUUGAAAGCCAAAAAGAAUGCCCCUCGGAAUUGCGGGAAGCUGUUGCAAGUAUAAUCUUUGCAGCUCCAAGAUGUUCAGAUUUGCCAGAUUUAUUGCAUGUCAGGAAUCUAUUUGCAGCUAAAUAUGGAAAGGAAUUCAUAGCAGCAGCAUCUGAGCUUCGGCCUGAUACAAGUGUUAACCGUACAAUUGUAGAGAAACUUUCAGUUGGUGCUUCAUCAGCUGAAGUAAGGCUCAAUGUACUGAAGGAAAUUGCAAAAGAGUACAACGUGGAAUGGGAUUCUUCUAUCACAGAAGCAGAAUUGAGUAAAAAGCCGGAGGAUCUUCUGAAUGGACCAAAGCAAAUUGCUGCACAUGCUUGGGUAUCUCCAGAACCAAACACUCGUGGUCAUCCACCAACCUUUGAAAAUCCUGUGACAUCUCCAAAUGGCAAUCCAGUAUCUAAAAGUCUUAGUUCUCCAACCUCUGUUACUAAAGCACCUUUGAGGCCUGCUAAUAUAGAUAAACCAUCACUUGGUGGCAUCACUUUGGGUGAUACAGUUGAUGUAAAAAAGGAUACAAGACCAGAAACAUCAGUUGUAUUGGAGAGAGCUCGUGCUGCUAUUUCUGCUGCAGAACGUGCAUCUGCUGCUGCCCGACUUGCUGCAGGUUUGGUUAAUGUCAAGUUCAGUUCUUCAAAGAUAGAGGAGGGCAAAAGUUAAGCUGUUAUUUCGAAUUUAGAUCUGUCUGAUGUCUCUUUCUUAACAGGAUCCUAAUUUUAUCGUCAUGUCAGCUUCUGUCGACGAGAAAUUCUUACAAUAAAAUGUAAAAUAUGAAGUGAAUAACAAUUCUAAGUUUCAUGCUUUAAGUGUUGAUCUUAGUUAUCUCCA